AUGAUCGAACCUGAACUAUACGACUCUGAGGAGGAGGAAACCCUUGAUGGUCUGUAUGAUGGUGAAGACGACGCGGAUGCCGAGGCAGACGAUGACGACAACGAAAACGAAAACGAACAUGACCAGGGAGAUCACUUGUUGGACAAUAUAGGGCACCCGGACGCGGCAGAUGAUGCGACUGAGGACGGCGACGAUGACUCUGGCUCUGAUGAUUCUGAAGAAGACGAUGAGGAAGAGGAUGAGGACGAAGAAGAGGAAGACGAGGAGCCGUCUUUGGAUCUCGGUCUCGUUGAGGAGGGCGUACCUCCUGGUAGCAGCGAGCUAGGCUCGAAUCACAGCAUGGAUAGCAGGUCCCCGUCAGCACUACCUGCGCCAGCCCCUUCCCCUCCUCGCAAACGUUCUUUUUCACCGGCCCAUCUGCGAAGAAACGGUCUCGCGUUCUCUUUUGACCGACUGCCACGCUCCUACACUGUUGAAGCCAUCUGUGCCAUUCCUCACCCUGUACCUACUCAUGCAUUGGCUGGUUCUGCAUGCUUCUCCCACCUUCUGACCGGCUCUGACGACGGGUAUAUUAGAGACUACGAUAUUUUCUCAGCCGUCAAUGGCAAGAACUUUCUAACAGCUCCUCAGAGGCACCAUGCCAAUGUGGUGGAAGGGCUGAUGAAAUCGGGUCAAUUGCGGUUCUGGUGGGAGAACACUGCAAAUCCUGAAGCCAAACCUCCUGGCAUUUUGUCUAUUGAAGAAGAGGCAACUACAGCCCCUGUUUACAGCCUUGCUAUGCAAUCCGAUGCACUUUGGGCAUUAGCUGGCACAGAUGCAGGUUACAUCAACCUUUUCACUGUUCGACAUCAACCUGGUCAGUUACAACAUGUGUUACCCGGACAUCGUGGGCCUGUCUCUGCUCUUGCUUUGGAUUAUGACGAGAAGAGUGUGUUUAGCGCUGGUUGGGAUGGAGAGGCCAUUCAAUGGGAUUUGAAUACAGGACAAAAUGCUAGAACCUUCACAGCACAUAAUUCACAGUUAAGCGGUAUUGCGUUACGACCUGCGAGCUCAGGUUAUGUCCAAACAGGACCUGCUAUAUAUACCCAAUCAAACCACCCGUCAGGACCAGAGACUGAAACCCAAAAAAGCUCUGAUGCUAUGAAUGUCGAUCCUCCGAAUGGUACAGAAGAAGAGAAGGCUGUACCGCCUACAGCUCAAUCCGGAGAACCCACACAAACUAUGACCGCAGAUUCGGAUGCACGCUCCGAUGCGUCUUUUGACCCAUUAUUUGACGAUGUACCAGAAGAAGAAGAAGCAAAACCUGCAUUGCCUAUGGAAUCCAUGCUUGCUAUUCCAAGCGGUUGGGAACCUGUUGCACAGCCAGCACAACAACCAUCGCAGCCCGCACGUCCCCCACCCACCGUGAUUCCACCCCCGAAAGGCGCUCCUCCUCUUUUUGACCCUGUUGAAUAUUCGACGUAUUCCCCGGAUCUACUGAUGACCGCUUUCAUCGAUGGGCAGAUACUCCUGUGGGACCGCAGAGUGCAUACCAACGGCCGAGGCGUAGGAAGGUUAUGGAUGAGCGAAAAAACGCCGCCAUGGUGUCUGUCUGCUUGCUGGUCUGCCGAUGGUGCCCAGAUCUUUGCCGGGAGGCGAAAUGGCACGGUUGAUGUAUGGGAUGUGCGAGUGCUCGGACAGAGUGGACCAACCAACACUCCUAGAUUACUCAAGACGCUUCGUAAUCCUGCGAGUUCAGGAGUAGUUUCUUGCGUCGUCGCUUUUCCAGAUUGCCGGCAUAUGGCAUGCGCAUCUGUUGACAAUAUACGUCUUUGGAACGUCACUGACAGCGGGGAAGAUGCCUGGGGCAAACCGAAGAGCGGUGUGCCAUUCAAAAUCAUACCAGGCCAUCAUGGAGGGUACAUAUCACAAAUGAUUAUCGAUCCCGGUGCCCGUUUCAUGGUUAGCGCCAGCAGCAACCGUGGAUGGUAUGGGGAUUCUACAAGGACAGUGUUCGUGCAUGAUAUUAAACGCGUGGAUUAG
Messenger RNA from Psilocybe cubensis, 2022 nucleotides. RefSeq lists its product as uncharacterized. Gene Ontology annotation, cellular component: SAGA complex. Bases 1 to 2022 code for a protein of 673 amino acids. The record is from RefSeq and is a predicted model, not a curated record. Gene Ontology annotation, molecular function: TBP-class protein binding; transcription coregulator activity. The transcript is spliced from 8 exons. NCBI's taxonomy places the organism in Eukaryota, Fungi, Basidiomycota, Agaricomycetes, Agaricales, Agrocybaceae. Gene Ontology annotation, biological process: regulation of transcription by RNA polymerase II; chromatin organization.